UUCAAUGUCAAAAUCUAUCGCGUGAAACACCCCUGACCUCGAUUACCGACAAGGUCGUACAAAAAGUCGUAUGACUUGGAAUACGGAUUGUCAGUGUUUUCUUCUUCUCCACGUUUUUUAGUAAAUAAAAAAAAAUCUGCUGCGUUGAACGAAAUUCCUAUAUUCAUUGUUAUUAAUGAAGCGAUAAAAUGAUUCUCAAGAUUCCAUUUGUUAUUCUUAUCAUCAGGAUAAAUCAGAUUACGGCUAAAAAUGAAAUCGAUUACGGCAGCUAUUCGGAUACAGAACCGAUUCUCACCGAUUUUAUCAAAAAAGUUCCAGAAAAACAAAUCAAGUUUAUGAACACCACGCUGGACAUAAAGCUACCCAAUUUCCAAAAUGCGAGAAUAAUCAAUUCGAAUGGCAGCAUCUAUCUCCUAAAUGGUCUUGACCUGUUUGCAGUAAAUGUGCAGAGUAAAUCGGAAGACGGAAAUAACCUAAAAAAGAUCGGAAGCUUGGGUGGUGUCAACAAUCAGCCAAUUUCGGAUAUUAAGGCAUCACCGUGGAGAAACUACACAGUAUUCGUAGUCGAUCUAGAUGAUUACUCGAAUGUGUAUGUAGUUAAAGGAAACGUGGAAACAGACGUUUUGAAUCCCAUUGAACAAUUGACCAAGCAAGGAGCGCACUGCAAAGUCAAAUUAUUUCAAUUCAAUCGAGGAUUAUAUUGCGUCAUCGUUAACGUGCUGUUGAACCAUGACCGUUCUACAUUGUACCUGUACAAGUGGCGUAAAUCUCAUUUCACUCGAUUGGAGACGUUGUCCACUGACAACGCCAACGAUAUCAUUGCUUACACAGCGGAAUCGUUUGCCAUAGUCGUAACAGUUAGCUAUUUUCCCAAUGCGUCACAACGUACGCUGUUAAACGUGUACAUUCUGACUGAUCGUGACGAACUGAGGCAUAUUCAGAUGUUUUACAUAAAUGCAGCGAUCAUUUUUCCGAUUACCCUGGUCAAUCGCUUCUAUUUCUAUAGCGUUUCCCGUUCAGGUCGUCUGAGGUCAUACCAAUGGGACCAGGAAAAAUUUGUCAAAUUCAUGGACUACAAACAUCUGAAGAAUGUCACAGCAUUUGCAUCUGGACAAAAUCUGGUGAUUGGUCAAAUCAAUAAUGAACUGCUUGCAUUCACCAAUGUGUCGUUGUCGCCAGCAUACGCAAUAUCCACUAAUUUUUCAAAGGAUGUCAUUAAAAUUGCGGUCACAGAUGCGAAUCAGGAAGUUUACGUCACUUGUUUCUACAAAAGUUCCGAUGAUGCUUUGCUAAUGACGACCAUGAAGUCUGAAUUGGAAGACGUACAAGAAUCAUUUCUAAGUGACGUUAGAGAUACAACUGGAGACUGUGUAAACGCAGUGAGGAACGUCCAAAGAAAUCUAAUUCCAAUCAUUGAAACUAUCAGGAGUAUGGUGCCUCUCAUUUACCAUAAAGACAGCAACGAAAAUGUCGACUCCACAUUGCAUAUUGGAACUCUGUCAGUGGCCAAGAAAGUGAAUAUUCGACAGCUUAACGUAGAAGCAAAUUUGAAGGGGAGCUUAAAACAAUUGGUCGAUGGAAUCGAUGGUAUAACUGCUAGAUUGAAUGCGUUGCGUAAUAAGACUGUGCGCCAUAAACGGAAUAUGGUGCCGUCAAUUAAUACGCUCAAAGUUAAGCGGUUGAAUCUGCCGAAAGAGUUGUUUAAUAAAAUUCUAAUUAAAAGAAAUGGAACCGCGAGCUUCCAAGGUAAGCUCACAACGAAAAAACUAACUGCCAAAACCAUAAAACUCGGUGGAGCACAGGAUCCGAACGUUGGAACGAUAUUGCCGGUUGCACACAAGAAAGUAGAAGGAAUAAGCCGAAUACAAAAUCUGGAGGUGAAAAGCAUCAAUGGCAUCGAUUGGAAUGAGUUCUACGGAUCUUUGUAUUUGAAGGACUCACCUCAACCCAUUGAAGGCAAUUUGAUCAUCUCAAAGCCCAGUCGUAUCAAGCAUUUAGAAGUAGCGACUGUAAACGGAUAUCCUGUCGACACACUGUUCACAUUGAACACGGAUCAGGAAAUUUCGAGUAAUUUGGUCGUAUCAACAUUUCACUGUCCAGCGCUUGAUGCGAAUCUCAUAAACGGAAUUGAUUUCGGGAACAAUGUUGCCAGACUCAAUGAAAAUAAUGUCAUUGAGACACCGGUGAAAAUCUUGGAAGCACACAUCGGUAAUCUAACACUAGCAAACACUGGCGAUGACGAAUUCAUAACGAAGCACAUUGUCGGAACAAGAGUGGAGGACUUGUCACAGAUUUACAAUGGUAAAGUAAUCAUCAAGGGUUCGUUGAAGCUGGCGAAUGUCUUGCUGGAAAAUCCGAAAACAAACAUGUUCAUCAAUGACCAACGAUUCGGAUUGAAUUUUGCUGAUCACUUUUGGAUGAAAUCAGUUGAUCAGACGCUGGGAAAUGUAGCAUGGACGUCAGUCAUUUCAACUCCUCAAAUAUUCGCAUCGCAGAUAAAUAACGUUCCAGCCGAGAAGCUUGUCGUCGUCACUGCUCCGCCGAAGGAUUUAGUGAACCUAGUCUUUCAAAGGGCAACUGUUAAUGGAAAUGUGUACACGGAUCCGGAAUUCGAAACAAUUCUCACCAGAAUCAAUAAAGGUUGUGUACGACGUGGCAGCUCGACGGUAAUAACGGGAACAAAAACAUUUACCGGCAUUCUAACCGUAAAUGACUUCAACGGAGUACUGGUGGAUUAUCCAGCAACGGAAAACUUUGUGCGGAACAACAACGAUGAGAAUAAAUUCUAUUUGAAUUGCACGAAGAAAUUCGAAUCGGUCACCGUGCACGGAAACGUCGAGUUUGGCGGUAAUAAUUUGAUUCUGAGUCAUUGGAAUGGUUACAAUUUGCUGGAGUUUUUCCAAAAUGCUGUCCGGAUCGAUCAGCCAACGAGAUUGGACAGUCUGUCGUUCACGAAUAUUAAAGCCACCAAUUUGACAGUGAACAAGAUAAACAAUCGUCUGUUCAGUGAACUUGUUUCCGGUUUGGAAAGUUCUGUCGGUCAUCAGGGUACUUUGAAUACCGUGCAUAUCAAUGGUGAUCUGAACAUCAGAAAUCUGUUUGUGGAGACAAUCAAUGAUAUCAAUUUCGAUAAUUAUCUUGGAUUGGUUGUUACUGGCGUCGCUGGCGGACAGAUUGGUGGUGUUAAGAGAUUUUUGUACGGCCUUAGUGUUGAUAAUCUAUUCGUUCGUCACGUCAAUUCUGUCGACAUUGGGUAUUGGCUCGCGAAUGCUUUGCAUAAAACCAAAGACCAAGUCAUUGGUGGAAAAUGGUCUCUAACAACUGCCAGCAUAAGUGAAAUGAAUGCCAACACGAUAAAUGGUUUGAAUGUAAAAGAAAUCAUUGAUUCAUCAGCGGACACCAUUGAAAUUCGAUCCAAUAUGAGAAUUCAGUCGCUGGAUGUGUCUCGGAAUAUAAACGGCGAAAUGGCUUGUGAUGUCAAGAGUUUGGCCACUGUCUUAGAAAAUGGUCUGACUAAGACGAAUUGGAACGCAAUUAUUGUCAACGGAUAUGUUGGAUGGCCAGAUGAUGAACCGUCGCUGUUGAAUGAAAUUCUCAAAUUUGCUGUGACUGGUUCGGAUCAAAUCAUUACCGGAGAUGUCGUUUUCACAAACAUCACGUACAUCGAUCAAAUCCAAUCUACCGGAAUCAUAAACAACGUCAAUGUGUGGGGCAUCUUCAACGAUUCUCUUGUGAAGAACAGCAAGCUGCAAAUCAUCAGUGGUUCAACGAUAUUCAAACAGCCGCUUAAAGUGACGAACCUUGUCACUGAAAAGGAUCUUAGAGUUCCAUUCAUCAACGACGUUAAUGUGGUUCAAUUGAAUAAUUCUAUCUUUCGUAUUGGCGAAGCAAAUGUGAUUUCCGGUACGAAAACGUUCGCUCAGCCGAUCAAAAUUGAUCGAUUAUUCAUUGACGGUUUAUUGAAUGGAAUUCCCGUCAAUGAUAUUGUGUUUGUGAAUUCGACUACCGUACUGCCGCCGAUUGUCUUCCACCAACCGAUCUUAAUCCGCAAGGAUUUGACACUAGCCAACAAUUUGAAUGGAUUGAACUUCGAUUUUCUAAUCAACAACAUCGUUCGAAAGGCUGGUCCACCGCAGGAGACGUCUGGUAGGAUUACGUUUCAAAAUUUGGUGUUGCGAGGUGAUGCAAGGAUUCCAUUCAUCAAUAACAUCGACAUCGACGAAAUUGUUGUGAAAUCGUCUGAUUCGAUUCAAGAAAUCAUUGCAUUCAAAACGGUAACAGGCGACGUGUACAUAGAUGGACCGAUUAUAAUUACAACAAUCAAUGGAUUGGACGUAGUGGACGCCUAUUCCAGUUCGAUAUUUUUAGACCAGAACAUGGUCAUCAGAAGGUUGGAUAUAACGAAUGAAAUCGUUGCACACCAGGGCAUUACGGUUAAAUCUCAAAUUAACGGUGUUCCGAUUGGGCCGCUGAUUGAUUGGCAACCCCCAACGCAAACUGAUUUGACACCAUUAUGGUCGAAUGUUGGCAACAUUAUAAGCGAAGCCGAAAAUCUGUUGCAUCAGAAUUAUGGACAGUCGUUCCAUCUACUUUACUUGGACUAUGCCUCAAACAUUAAAGUGAAAUUUGACACUGUCAACAGCCAUCCAGUAUCGUUCAUAAUCGACACAGUUCAUUCGGGCGAAAUGUGCGGUCUGGAUCAUCGAUGCGAUUGUGCUGCACAGUACGAUGUUAGUAUAGGUUUUCAUCAGGUCUUUGUCAAUCGUCGACCGUUUAACGACCGGCAAAUUAAAAUGAUUGGAUCGAAUUGUAACGUAACCGUAAGGACAAAUUUCAUAAAUGUCUGCACGGCUAAUGUACCAGCACAGACGGUAAUCGAAUGGUCGACCAUUAGUGGAUUCGGAUCGCUGACCAUAAAUGAACCAAUAUUCGGUGUCAAGUUAUAUGAAGUCAACACGGACAUAUUUAUGUUAGUAAAUUAUGCCAAUGGGUCCAUUUUUGCCUUGAAAUAUGCUCACCAAGAGAAUAACUGGUUCACCAACGACAUAAUCAGUGGCAGUAAUAUCCACGUGGACGUACUUCAAUGGAAAUUGUUCAAAAUACUAAUUGUCUUGAGUCGACCAAGCGAAAUCAAGAGUCACGAUGUUGCAAGACUUUGGUUCUAUAACACUGCAGCAGGACAGCAGGGAUUCGAAAUGUUCCAGGAAAUAUCGGGGGAAUACAAUUUAUGUUCGAAGCUGUACAUGCAGCACGAGGAUAAAUUUGUAUUGUUUUUGAGCAAGAUGGGAUCUCAAUUCAUUAGCGUGUACAUGGUGCAUUGGGGCGCAGAGUUCCAGUUGUUUCAAACGUUGUCGCUGGAUUCGGGAGUUAGAACGUUUUCGGCGUUUACUGUUGAUGAUGCUCAUUGUCUUGCAGUUGUCACCACAAAUGGCUAUUUGUACCUCUUCAAAUACAACAACAUCGAAGGAUGGUUGCAAAUAGUUUACGGCUUCUUCAAAGAUAUUGAAUCGGUCAUGCCGUUCAGUCACUUAAACAAAAUUUAUUUAUUUGUUUCGAUGAAUAAUUCAGCAACUGUAAUCGGUGUCCAUUCGCAGGGAUUGCAUUGAUAUGAUAAACAAAUUGUAAAUUGGGAAUUAUGAAUCGAGCAAAAUUGUUAUUGUUGAUUUAGUUUUAAGUUGAAAAUUUUAAUGCAAAUUAAAGUGCAAUUUAUUGAUCA
This is a messenger RNA of Bradysia coprophila, 5716 nucleotides long. It is a transcript of the gene fs(1)M3, whose product is annotated as female sterile (1) M3. The record is from RefSeq and is a predicted model, not a curated record. Lineage: Eukaryota; Metazoa; Arthropoda; Insecta; Diptera; Sciaridae.